Solanum stenotomum is the source of this 678-nucleotide messenger RNA. RefSeq names its product red chlorophyll catabolite reductase, chloroplastic-like. The coding region runs from base 1 to 678 and encodes 225 amino acids. Gene Ontology annotation, cellular component: chloroplast. The transcript has 3 exons. The record is from RefSeq and is a predicted model, not a curated record. Gene Ontology annotation, molecular function: red chlorophyll catabolite reductase activity. Gene Ontology annotation, biological process: chlorophyll catabolic process. NCBI's taxonomy places the organism in Eukaryota, Viridiplantae, Streptophyta, Magnoliopsida, Solanales, Solanaceae.
AUGCGGCUGGAUCUGAAAAUUGAGACAGGAACUCCGCCGGAAAUGGAGUUCAAAGUUCGGGGAAAGGUCCCAUACGGCACGCCAGGCGAUGUUCCUUUGCUUCCCAAAAAGCAGCGAGAUAGCAGUGGACAUGGCAGUCCUCCUGUUCCACUCUUCUCUGCCCAAUUUCAUACUUCUUCUUCUCGUUCAUUUUCCGUUCGAAAACGCUUGUCUUGCUCGUCGUCGUCAACUUCCAUGGAACAUCAUGAAUCAAAAUUCAAGGAAUUUCCUUAUGUAUCUGUUCCGCAUAGAGAGUUAAUGGUGGAACUUGUAUCGACUAUGGAGAAUCUUUACUUCCUUGCUCAUGUGCAGUAUUUUGAGAAUGAGUCUGCUACUGCUCACGCUUUUCUCUAUGUCAGAUCUGGAAAUUCCUCUUCUCAGUUAUCCGCUGCAGUCCAACAACUCUCAUCUUCAUUCUUGAUCUACCUCCGCGAAAGGACCUUGUCCAGCCAAUAUCCUGAUUACCUCAAGACCUUUUAUGAGGAAAUGCAAUUAGACAAGCAGAGACAACUUCUCGAGAAGCUACCAGAGGUAAAGCCUUAUUUCUCUUCGUCUCUAUAUAUUCGAGCCCUUUUCUCUCCAUCAGCUAUCUUGGUUUCUGUAGUUUAUGAAGAAGAAGAAUUAUCCUUGAUAGUCUAA